Austrofundulus limnaeus is the source of this 5790-nucleotide messenger RNA. RefSeq names its product protocadherin 18b (gene pcdh18b). The transcript has 4 exons. Gene Ontology annotation, cellular component: plasma membrane. Gene Ontology annotation, molecular function: calcium ion binding. Gene Ontology annotation, biological process: homophilic cell-cell adhesion. NCBI's taxonomy places the organism in Eukaryota, Metazoa, Chordata, Actinopteri, Cyprinodontiformes, Rivulidae. The record is from RefSeq and is a predicted model, not a curated record. The coding region runs from base 255 to 3965 and encodes 1236 amino acids.
CACACACACACACACACACACACACACACACACUGAGGAGAGGAGAAAGAGGCAACAGUUCGGUCUGCAGGAGCAGAGCGCAGAUCAGUCUGUGCACUCUCCUCUUGUUUCUCUUUUUUUUUAUUUGUUGUUUGUUUGUUUGUUUUUUUCUGUCAACAUGCAGUGCCUGUGGAUUUAACAUGCCAGACUUGUGAGGAUAUAUCGUCCCCUCUCCUCUUCCUCUGUGGAAGUCUUCGACACAGCGCGCACAGAAGAUGGGGCCAAAAGUGAUCGGAACCAGAGGAGUUGUUCUCUGUGCGGCUCAGCUGCUGCUGCUGCUGCUCUCUCUGCAGGGCACCGCCGGAAAAACCCUCAAAUACAAAGUUUAUGAGGAGCAGAAAGUGGGGACCGUCAUCGCCCGCCUGAAGGAGGACGUCUCCGGGGUUCUGUCCAAGCUGCCCGGCUCCCUGAGCUUUCGGUUCCGCGCCAUGCAGCGGGGCAGCGCGCCGCUCCUGUCCGUCCGCGAGGAGGACGGAGAGAUCAGCAUCGGCACCAAAAUAGACCGCGAGACACUCUGCGAGAAAAACCUGAACUGCUCCAUCGAGUUCGACGUGGUGACGCUGCCCACGGAGUACCUGCAGCUGUUCCACGUGGAGGUGGAGGUGCUGGACAUCAACGACAACUCCCCGCACUUCUCACGCGCCAUCGUGCCCAUUGAGAUCUCCGAGAGCGCGUCGGUGGGGACGCGCGUCCCGCUGGACGGCGCCGUGGACGCAGACGUGGGUGAGAACUCCCUCCACACCUACUCCUUGACACCCAACAACUUCUUUAAGAUCGACGUGAGGACCAGGACGGACGGGGCCAAGUACGCAGAGCUGGUGGUUAUGAGGGAACUGGACCGGGAGGUCCAGUCCAGCUACCAGCUGCAGCUCACUGCCUCAGAUAAUGGUGUGCCCCCAAAAUCAGGGUCCACUUUACUCAAGAUAAGUAUCUCAGAUUCCAAUGACAACAGCCCCGCUUUUGAUGAACAGGCUUAUGUCAUCAGUUUGCUGGAAAACUCUCCCCUUGGGACCCUCAUCAUUGAUUUAAACGCCACAGAUCCAGAUGAGGGAACAAAUGGUAAAAUUGUCUACUCUUUCAGUAGCCAUGUUUCACCAAAGAUCUUGGAAACGUUUAAGAUAAAUCCACAAAAUGGACACAUAACUCUGAUUAAAAAAGUUGACUAUGAAACCACUGUGUCAUAUGAGCUAGAUGUCCAGGCUCAGGACCUGGGUCCGAACUCUAUCCCCGGACUUUGUAAAAUCGUGGUGAAAGUGGUCGAUGUGAAUGACAACAAGCCAGAAAUAAACAUCAACUUGAUGACUCAAGGCAAAGAGGAAGUAGCGUACAUUUCAGAAGGGGCCCCGGUGGACACGUUCAUAGCUCUGGUACAUGUUGAUGACAAUGAUGCUGGCCUCAAUGGAGAAGUGGUGUGCAGGCUGCAUGGCCACGGCCACUUCAGGCUCCAAAAGACCCACGAGAAGAACUACAUGAUCCUCACUAACGUCUCGCUCGACAGGGAGAAGAGGUCAGAGUACAGCCUGACUGUUAUCGCUGAGGACAGGGGUUCCCCGAGCCUGUCCACCAUCAAACACUUCACGGUUCAGGUGCUGGAUGAAAACGAUAACCCUCCACAUUUUGAGAAGAACCGCUAUGAGGUUUUUCAAUCUGAGAACAAUUCUCCUGGGGCCUACCUAAUGACAGUGGUGGCCUCAGACCUGGAUUUGGGGACAAACGGUCAGGUCACCUACACCAUUGUGGACGCUAUGAUUAAAGAGAGCCCCAUUUCUACCUACGUCACCAUCGACCUCUCAAAUGGAGCCAUCUACGCCUUGCGCAGCUUUGAUCAUGAAGACGUGAGCCGCAUAGCCUUCACAGUUCAGGCUCGUGACGGGGGGAACCCUGCUCUGUCAGCCAACACUACCGUCUUGCUCACAGUUCUGGAUGAAAACGACAACCCACCCCUUAUCCACUCCCCUACUCUCAGGAAUCACACAGCUGAGCUUCCUGUGUGGAAGUAUGCAUCUCCUGGUCAGCUGGUCACGGCACUUAAAGUUACGGACCGGGACUCUGGUGCCAAUGGAGAGGUGAGCUGUGCCAUCGUUGGCGGGAACGAGGACGGGUUGUUUGUGAUGGACGUUCGGCGAUGCGAGCUCAGAACCAAUGCCAGUUUGGACCAGGUUUCACGGGAUGUGAUGGAGAUUAGAGUGGAAGUACAGGACAGAGGAACCACCCGGUUAACCACAGGGGCCCUCCUCAGGCUCACCCUGCAGGAAAACAUGGAUAUGCCCCCUCUUUACCCCACCGGCUCCAGCCAGGCUUCACUCGAUCUCUCGCUCAUCGUCAUCAUUUCUCUCUGUGCUGUCUGUGCUCUGCUUCUAAUUGUCAUGGUGAUGUUCGCAACCAGCCGCUGCAGCCGGGAGAAAAAAGACUCCAGGCACAACUACAACUGCCGUGUGGCAGAGAGCAGCUAUCAGAACCACCCCAAGAAGCCUGCCAGGCAGAUCCACAAGACAGACAUUACUCUGGUCCCCACCGUCAAUGGAACCUUACCUGUUCGAUCUCACCCACACUCCCCCUUGCCUUCCCCCAUACCUGAGAGAGGCACUCUGGGAAGCAGGCAGAGCCAUCAUAGCCGGCAGUCACUCAACAGCCUCGUCACCAUCUCCUCCAAUCACGUGCCAGAGAACUUUGCCCUGGAGUUGGCCCACGCCACACCUCCUGUAGAGCAAGUCUCACAGCUUCUGUCCAUGCUCCAUCAGGGCCAGUACCAGCCACGACCAAGCUUCAGAGGCAACAAAUACACCAGAAGCUACAGAUAUGCCCUGAAUGAGAUGGAUAAGUUCAGCCUGAAGGACAGCGGCCGUGGAGACAGUGAAGCUGGGGACAGUGACUAUGACCCUGGCAGAGAGUCCCCCAUGGAUAGGCUCCUCGGUGAGGCCUUUACUGACCUAUAUUCUUCCAGUGGGCAGCACAGACUGCAUGCAGCCAUGAAACUUUGCACAGAAGAGUGUCGUGUUCUGGGUCACUCAGACCAGUGCUGGAUGCCCCCCCUGGCCAUACAAGCCUCAUCCUCCACUGACUACAGAAGCAACCUCUACAUUCCUGGGGAAGAGGCCCACCAAGCCCCUGACGUCUCUCAGGAAAAGAUCCCUCAACCCUGCACCGAGACCUGCACCGCCAGGAACCAGAGCUUCUCCACCUUCGGGAAGGACCUUGGUGGGGAGGACGGCGGCGAAGAGGAGGGUGGGGGAGGAGGUCCAUGUGAAGAAGGAGAUGAAGAUCUGUGUGGAACCACGUCGUUGCUGUCAGAGAUGAGCAGUGUGUUCCAGAGGCUGCUUCCACAGGGUCUGGAUUCGUACAUUCAGGUCAAUGAGAACCAGAAGGGGACAAGCCUGAGCGGGGUCAGCGUACCCAUGACGGGGUCUUUAGACCGCAGAAGAGGCCACCUACCGGGGAAGCCGAGUCCAUCCGUUCACCAGCAGGGUGUGGCAGCCUGGGCGGCCAACACUCACUUCCAGAAUCCAGGAAGCAGCAUCUGUGCUUCUGGUCAGCACCAGGUCGGCAGCUACCACACCCUCAAACCCAACAUCAAGCUCAGCUCCCAGAGCAGCAGCCACAAGGGGUCGCAGGUGCCCAAAAACAGUCCCCAGAACAGUGGGCACGCUCCCAAAGCCAACGUUAGUCCUCUGGGGACAGGACUGGUCAACCCAGCCAUGAUGCAGCCGUCCCUGACCCCGGCCACAGUGCCAGUCCCAGCCACCGGGCCCACCUCCAAGUGGCUGCCAGCCAUGGAGGAGAUCCCAGAGAACUACGAGGAGGAUGACUUUGAGUCGGUCCUCAGCCACCUCCAAGGCAAACGCAGCGACAGCCGGCACGAGCUGGUGGACGCCAGCGAGCUGGUGGCUGAAAUUAACAAACUCUUACAGGACGUUCGGCAGAGCUAGAUGCUCUGUUUUAUUUAUUUCUACACGUUCACUGCCUCUUUUUAUAAAGAAUAAACAUGAGGUGAGUAGAUUUUAAUAGAAGGAAAAAAAAUCGUAACUUGAAAAAACUGACUAAAUAAAAGACGUGCAAUGGGGUUGGGCGAUAGGUUAAAGUUUUUUUCAUUAGCCAUAGCUGAUGCAACCAUCGAUGAUGGGUGACACAUCUGAGGCAGCAGGGGGUUAGAAUGAGGUUCUUUGUUGUCAUUGAUUUUUUUUUUUUGUGUGUGGGAUGGUGGGGGUAUUAAUACAGUAUAUUACUGGAUUGGGCGUGGCUAGCGCGUUGCUAGCUACAUUAAGCACUGAGGAGUCGCACCAAAAUGAAUGGAGGUCAAUGGACUGUGAGGUGUCUUCCUGAUGAAAAACUCUUAUAACUUCCUUAUUUCUUGAUCAAUUUUUACAAACUAUGAUUCAAAAUAAAGCUGAGAUAGCAGCAGACAAAAUCGAUUUUAAAAAAGGUUAAACAUGAUCAUUGAAAAUUUCUAAUGUUAGCAUACAGGUUUUACAAUUAAAAUAAUUAAUUUUGGUUAAAUAUGCAUUAUAUUUACCUGUGAAACAAUCUUUUUAUCUCUUGUAAACAUGUUGUAACAAUUUCUGCAGUUUAUAGCAAAGUAUCUGUACCACUUGUACAUUUAUAAAGCAUUUGUUUGCACCGCGCUACGUUAUGCUCAUUGAUUUCAAUGGUUAGCGUUAGCAUUAGCUCAAUGCAUAAAAGUCCCCCUUGCGAAGCCACGCCCAGGUCAUGUGACACCCAGUCCAGUAAUAUACAUCAAUGGGUGGGGGUGUCAGUGUUCACCAACUGUAAAGGUAGGCUAUUUAUAGCCAAAAAGAAAACAAACAGAUUUAAAAUAUGAACUUUUGACAAUAAAUUUACCAGAUCUGUGCUUUCAUUAGAAGCUGCAGCAAACGUCCCUCCGAAACAAACAUCAUGUAUUUUUUUACAGCACACAUUAGUUUUAAAUGUCAAAACCUUUUUUUUAUUUUUAAAUAGGUAAUCAACAAGAUGUAAAAAGCACAGAGCAAAGUGACAUUUUAUUUAUUUAUUUAUUUAUUUGUGUCUGAUUUUUAGUUUUCCAUUUUUGUCCUUAAAUGUUAUUUUGGCUGAUUCUAAAAGCAAUCUGGAUAAUUUUUUCCAAAUUAAAGUAGUAGAAAAACUGAAUUUAGUUCCUUAGAAACUCUACCUUCUGAUACAUGGUGAAUCCUGUGAUUUUGUUUGUGCAAAUAUUUCUCUGAAGUUGUUCCUCUUACUUUUAUCCUGUCAUUUUGAUUUUAAAAAUGUGAGGCUUUGCAGCUGGAAAUGAAUUAUUUGGACUGCUCACAACCCAAGUGCAUGUGAUUUAUUUACAGAUCAACACACUUCAAAGGGAAAGUUAAAUUAGCUCUGAUAAGCUCCACUGGCCGAUGGUUGACCGUCACCCAUCGCCCAACCCUAACGUUCAGCUGUCAUUGAAGUUGCAUUUUGACUAAAGUAACUGUGUUUUGUGAAUGCUAAAUAUCCAAAAAAAAUGUUUGUUUAAUGCUGGUUUGGUACAAAAUGUACAUAUGUGGCAGUAUUUAUCUUUGUAUUUUAAAAAUACACUUGUAUACUUAUAUUUAUAAUUAUAAAAAAACUGUAAAUAAACUUAAUCAAAUUCUAUUUUUUUAUUUAAUGCAUGUUGAGUAUAAAAAAGCAUUGAAUCAAAACUUUGACAUGCGGUCGACAUUCUGCAUAUUUAAACUGUUUUUUGUAUUGUACUUUUUUAUUUGUCACUAUUGUAUGUAUUCAUGAGUAUAUUACUGAAUUAUUGUA